Molecule: messenger RNA, 8437 nt
Organism: Venturia canescens
Lineage: Eukaryota; Metazoa; Arthropoda; Insecta; Hymenoptera; Ichneumonidae
Exons: 29
Coding region: 223-8346 (2707 amino acids)
Biological process (GO): proteolysis; peptide catabolic process
Cellular component (GO): cytoplasm
Molecular function (GO): zinc ion binding; peptide binding; metalloaminopeptidase activity
Source: RefSeq, a predicted model, not a curated record
AAUUGUUGGAACCCGACGUUCCUAUUAUUAAACCAAGUUUGGGAAAUGUGCUCGGCAAAGUUGUUACGUGAUUUGUGAUAUCCAUGUGCAAAUAAUGGCGCUCGAAAUAAGUGACGAGUAAUUUAACAAGUUUUUCAUUAGUGUUUGGAUUUAUUGACGAUUGUUGGCGAGACUGUGACGAGAAAAAAAAAGAGGGAACACUUCUUACGACCCGUUUUCACCAUGCUGAAAGGAAAAAUGCAGUCGAUGUGGGUGUCAAUUUUCAUUGCGAUUGUCGUGAUGGUUUUGAUGACUCCCUUUGCAAAAGGGCUCGUUUACGAGGACAACAGUAAUGGAUCAGAAAAUACAUAUGAGUCUAGUGCAGAAAUUGAUUAUCGUCUGCCAAAAAAGAUUUUACCAACAUCCUACGAGAUCAAUCUGUUUCUUCCUGAGAAAACAAAUUUUACAAACUUCGAUGGCAGUGUUAUUAUCCAAGCAUUUGCCGUUGAACCGACUGACGAGGUUGUACUCCAUGUCGGAAAAAUUACGAUACUCUCCUAUAAAAUUCACACGCCAAGUUCACCCUCGGUGGAAGCUCAUGGGGUUGAGUACGAUCCCGGAACAGAAAAAUACAAAAUUCUAUUAAAUUCGACACUUUUGGCAAAUGAAAAUAUGACGAUCGCAAUAAAAUAUCGUGGGAAUUUGAGAAACGACAUGAUCGGACUUUACCGAAGUUCUUACAUCGAUAAAGAUGGCGAAAUAAAAUGGUUGGCUACUACACAAUUCCAAUCUAUCCAUGCAAGACACGCUUUUCCCUGUUUCGACGAGCCGAGUUUCAAAGCAACCUUCACACUUCGAGUUCUCAUAUCAAAAAAUUAUUCCUGCCUGAGCAACACGCGAGCUGUGGAUUGGACGGAAAUUUCAGACGAACGUGUUUGGUGGACGUUCGAAAAGAGCGUCAGUAUGUCCACAUAUCUUCUUGCUUUUAUCGUUUCGAACUUUUCACGUCUCCAAAACGAAGUUGGUAACUUCAGCGUUUGGGCUCGACCCGAGGUGAUCGACGAGGCCAAAUUUGCCCUGGGAGUCGGACAGAGAGCUCUGCAACAACUGGAAUCCCUCUUCGAUAUAAAUUAUCAGCUCUACAAAAUGGACAUGGUUGCUGUACCAGAUUUUUCAGCAGGUGCAAUGGAAAACUGGGGUCUCAUCACUUUUCGCGAAAGCAGAAUGCUUUUUAAUGAAAAUAUCUCGUCCGUAACAUCGCAGCAAAAAGUUGCAGCGGUCAUUGUUCAUGAGUGCGUUCACAUGUGGUUUGGAAAUUUAGUUACCCCAACAUGGUGGGGCUACCUCUGGCUGAGCGAAGGUUUUGCCAGAUAUUACGAGUACAUGCUGACAGCAAAGCUUGAGCCAAGCUGGAAAAUGGAGCAACAAUUCGUUGUCAAUGAAUUACAAUCAGUGUAUGGUGCAGACGCUCUAGAUUCUGCGAACCCGAUGUCGAGGAAUGUUCUCAACGUAGAACAAAUAGGAACGUCAGGAGACACCAUAACUUAUGCAAAAGCUGCUAGCGUUAUACGAAUGAUGGAACUAUCCUUUGGAUCCGAUGUCUUCAAUCGAGCACUGCAGGGAUAUCUGAACACAAAGAAGUAUAGUUCAGCAACGCCGGAAGAUUUGUGGAUCGCUUUCCAACAGCAGGCAAAUGAAAAAAAUCUCAAUCUCGGAGCAUCCAUUGAAACGAUCAUGAACACUUGGACCAAACAAGCCGGAUUUCCAGUUUUGUCGGUCACUUUCACCAACGGAACAGUGAAGCUCAGUCAAAAUCGAUUUUUCCUACGAAAUGUAAAUUCAUCAGGAGCCAACGAAAUUUGGUGGUUACCGAUCACUUGGACAAGCGGUAAAAAACGAAAUUUCAUUUCGACAAUCCCGAAAUAUUGGCUCGGUCGGAAAAGCGGUGAAAUCAAAUUAUCGAACGUUGCUGACGACUGGAUUGUCUUCAACGUUAAACAAGCUGGUUAUUAUCGAGUCAAUUACGACAAAGAUUCCUGGUACCGCAUCAUCAAUAUAUUGUCGAGCGAACGUUUCGAGGAGAUUCAUGAAAUUAAUAGAGCCGCUAUCGUCGACGAUCUGCUGAAUCUCGCGAGAGCAAAUCUCCUGGAUUACGAUACAGCUCUUACGGGAUUAAAUUACAUAAAACGAGAGACUAAUUAUCUUCCAUUUAAGGCGGCAUUCUCGGCUCUAGAAUAUUUACACGAACGUUUCGCUGGGCAACCAAAUUAUCACGACAUCAAGGCUCACUCGUUGUCGAUCAUAAAGAAUACGUACGAAAAAUUGGGCUACGAAGAUCGAGUAGGCGAUGACAGGCUGACGAUUUUAUUACGACAAAAGAUAAACAAUUGGGCUUGCAAGUUCGACCAUGAAAUGUGUAUCGAAAAAUCGCGUUUUUACUUUUCGGAAUGGCGAACCAAGUCAAAAAUGGUACCUAAGAACCAAAAAGUUGCUGCAUACUGCUCUGCUAUAAGAUAUGGAAGUUCGGAGGACUGGGAUUUCUUGUGGGACCAAUACUUCAAGUCCAACUGUGCCUCCGAACAGGCAGUGAUUCUGGAAGCUUUGGCAUGCAGCCGGAAUACAACUAUUCUCGAAAAUUAUUUACUGAAAGCAGUGACUCCAUUCCACGAGAGUAGAAUACGCAAACAGGACAGCACAACCGUAUUCAAAGCAGUUUACUCCUCCGGAAUCCUCGGUGCUGAAUACGUCAUGGAUUUCGUCAAAAAGCAUCAUUCCAUUAUGGCAGAAUAUGACGGUGGAUAUGGAAUUGUCAACACAGUAUUGUCUGGAGCCUCGCGCUAUUACUCGACGGAAGACUUGAUAGCAAAAUUCGAAGCUUUAAUAAACAAUGAAUCCCAGAAAUUCGAGACGAUUUUGAGUCCGUUAAAGGCGGCUUUGGAGUUAGCAAAAUACGAGUUGGGAUGGUACGAAAAGAACGAGGGUGAAAUAAUGAGAUGGAUGGUUAAAAAUAACAAGGCAGAUGAUACCAGCAACACUACGGAUUAUCGAUUACCGACUAGUAUUGUGCCUAAAAGUUACGUCAUCAAGUUGACUCCUUACAUCGAGGUAGGAAAAUUCACGUUCGAUGGCUCAGUCGAAAUAACAGCAAGCAUUGUGGAAGCAACGUCGAAAAUAGUUCUUCACGUCGACGAAAUCGCUCUCAACUCAGUCCUCGUGACUGCAGACGGAAAAAAUAUUGGACUGAAAAGUAAAUUGUUGAAUGCGAAGUACAAUUUCGUGACUUUGAAUCUCGUCGAAAGUCUGAGUGUUGGGCAAACUGUAAUAAUCAAGAUCGGUUACACGGGGCAAUUGAACGGAGUCAUGAGAGGCUUCUACAGAAGCUCGUACAAGGACGAUUCAGGUGUAACUAGAUGGUUAGCAGCCACCCAUUUGGAGCCAGUAGGCGCCCGAAAAAUGUUUCCCUGCUUCGACGAACCGGCGCUUAAAGCAACUUUCGUUUUAUCUGUCAGCAGACCUGCUAAUUACAGUGCAAUCAGUAAUACUCCUAAGGAACGAGUGUUGGAAACUUUCGAGGAAACUCCAAUAAUGUCGACGUACCUCGUGGCCCUGAUCGUUUCCGAUUUCGACUCCCUCGUCGACAAAAACAACAAUUGUUCAACUUGGGCUCGACCGAAUGCAAUAAAGCAAGCUGAAUAUGCCCUCUCCGUGAUGGCACCUUUGGUGAAAUUUUAUGAAAAUGCCGUUGAUCAACCUUAUCAAUUGAAAAAACUGGACAUGGUAGCGGUCCCGGAUUUCGCAUCAGGUGCUAUGGAAAACUGGGGUCUCAUCACUUACAGGGAAUCCAACAUGCUCUACGAUCCAAACCAUUCACCAAUAACGUCGAAACAAUCAAUUGCGAAUGUCAUCUCUCACGAAAUAUCGCAUCAAUGGUUCGGUAAUCAAGUCAGCCCAAGAUGGUGGAAAUAUAUCUGGCUCAGUGAAGGAUUUGCGAGAUAUUUUCAGUAUCACGGAACAGCGAACGUCGAAACCGAAUGGGGACUGCAAUCACAAUUCGUCGUGGAGCAACUUCAAACCGCUUUUGCUGUUGAUUCUCGAGCGUCGACUCAUCCAAUGACUCAUGACGUAUACAGUCCUACAGAAAUAAGUAGCAUUUUCGAUUCAAUCUCUUACAACAAAGGCGCCAGUGUAAUCCGCAUGAUUGAAAAAUCAUUCGGCAGCGAAGUUUUCUAUGCAGCUUUACACGACUAUCUGAUUGCAAGAAGAUACAACGACGCAACGCCGGACUACCUGUUCGAAGCCUUCCAGAAACAGCUUAACUCAACGGUUUCAAAUGUGAAAGACUUACUAGAAAAAUGGACUACCCAAGCGGGAUAUCCAGUCGUGACAGUAACAAUAGGAACGGGAAACAUGCCACAACUUCACCAGAAAAGAUUUUACUUGAAAGACUACGAAGAUCCAGCGGAUGGAACGCUCUGGUCGAUUCCUCUAACGUGGGCAACGAAAUCGAAUCCUGACUUCUCAAAUACCAAGCCAAAAUACUGGAUGAGUCAAUCGUACGAUAACCCGAAACUCGAAAUUCCUGAUGACGAGUGGAUCAUCUUCAAUGUUCAGGAAUCAGGUUACUAUCGAGUGAACUAUGAAUCCGUUUUGUGGGAAAGGAUAAUUGAUGCUCUGAAAAAGGAUAAAGAAAUCAUUCACGAAGUCAAUCGAGCUUCCCUCAUCGAUGAUCUUUUGAUCCUCGCCCAAGCUGGUCAGAUUGAUUACAAAACAGCUUUAUCAGCAACGCAAUAUUUGAUCAAUGAGACUAAUUACAUACCGUGGCGUGCUGCCUUCAAUGGACUCGUAUAUUUGAACGGGCAAUUGAAAAAUCGAGGAGACAUUUACCAAUUGUACAAGACUCACAUUUUGACGAUUUUGAAUCCAAUAUUUCAAAAACUUGGGUUCAACGAAACUGCCUCAGAUUCACAUUACGACAAACUUUUGAGGAGAUACGUGGUCAAAUGGAUGUGUGACUUCGACGAAGGAAGCUGCGUUUCUACAUCGCUGAAAUAUUUCAAUGCCUGGAAAUCCAAUUCAAUUUCAAUUCCUGCAGAUUUACGAAGUACCGUUUAUUGUACGGCGAUGAAGCACGGUUCCAUGGACGAUUGGAAAUUUUUGUGGAAAAAAUAUUUGACCACAAACUUGUCAGCAGAAAGAGUUGUGAUUUUGAGUGCUCUUGGAUGUUCCACGGAUUCGAAUGCCCUCGAAAAACUUUUAACCCAGGCCAUAACCAAAGAUUCCGAAAUUCGAUUCCACGACACCUCGAGUGUUUUCUCUUCUGUUUACAGCUCUAGUUCACUCGGUGCUGAAUUCACAUUGAAUUUCAUCGAACGCAAUUACAUGAAUUUGUAUAAUCAUUACUCGGAUAGCAGCAAGAUCGCAAGCAUUUUAGGUGGAGUUUCUUCCAAUUUGAGGACGAAGAAAGGCAUACUAAAGUUCGAACAGUUCAUCAAGAACAAUCGCGAGUUUCUACGAUCGAUUGAGCCAUCGUUGAUCGACCAUUUGAAAGCUGCAAACGAAGAACUCGAGUGGUACAGCGAAUACAGUCCCGGAAUUUUUGAAUGGCUUGAUAGAACUUAUCCGAGUAGCGAUUUCCGUUUGCCAACGAAAAUUUAUCCAGAGAGCUACGAUAUUUACCUGAAGCCUUCUCUCGACGAGAACAAUUUUACGUUCGACGGUGAAGUGAACAUAAACAUGAUUGUCGUGGAAAAUACAUCGAGCAUCGUUCUCCUUGCAAAUGAAUUAACGAUCAAUGAAAUUAUCGCCUUCGUCGACGCUGUCGAUAUUCCCGGAGUUUCGAGCUACACGAUCAACGCAACCAGUCAUCGAUUCACUAUUUAUUUAAAAUCGCUCGUUCCUGCCGGCAGUAAACUGUUUCUGUACAUUUCCUAUACUGGCAUGCUCAAUGACAAAAUGGUGGGUUUCUACCGUAGCUCGUACGUUGAUAAAAAUGGCAAAACCCGGUGGCUGGCCAGCACUCAAUUCGAGCCGGUUUACGCAAGGAAAGCAUUCCCCUGUUUCGAUGAACCAGCUUUCAAAGCGAAAUUCACGAUCCAUAUUGAAAGACCGACGGAUUAUCGGACUCGCAGCAAUAUGCCGUGGCUUAUCUCUAAUCCAUCCACAACGGCAAAUCGGAUGUGGGAUUCUUACGAACAAAGUGUGCCCAUGUCCUCGUAUCUCGUCGCAUUCGUAGUGUCAGAUUUUGAGUUACUGACGAAUGACGCUGCCAACUUCACCAUUUGGGCGCGACCAGAGGCCGUUCAAUACGGCGCAUACGCUCUCGAAGUCGGGCAAAAAGUUCUCAGCUUCAUGGAACAAUUCACCGGCAUCGACUAUCCCAUUAAAAAAAUGGAUCUCGUCGCUAUUCCUGAUUUUCAAGCUGGCGCUAUGGAAAACUGGGGCCUCGUAACUUUCAGAGAAUACGGUUUGCUCCAACACCCGAACGUAACUUCUGCAUUAUACAAGAAAUAUUUGCAUACCACCGUGGCUCAUGAGCUCGUUCACAUGUGGUUCGGUAACUUAGUGACUUGUGACUGGUGGGACUACAUUUGGCUGCACGAGGGUUUUGCUCAGUAUUUCCAAACGAUUUCUGGUGAUCACGCAGCACCGGAGUUGAAGCUCCUUCAGCAAUUUGUCGCCUACGAGCUGCACUCCGCGAUGCAAUUCGAUUCUUCACCAUCCGUCCACCCGAUGAACAAUCGCGUCGUCGAGCCGGUGGCAAUCGCCGAUUCCUUCGAUACGAUUGCUUAUGCGAAAUCUGCCAGCGUCCUUCGAAUGAUGCACCAUGCAUUAGGGGCCAAACUUUUCCAAUCGGGACUCCGCACAUAUCUGGAAAAGAACAAAUACCAUAAUGCCGUUCCCAGCAAUCUCUCGUCGGCUUUUCAAUUUCACGUUGACAGAGAAAACUCCUUGGGCGUGUCCGUUGAAUCUUUGAUGAGCAGUUGGACCAAUAAUCCUGGCUACCCGGUUGUGAAUGCGACCUGGACGUCGGGUUCACUGACGCUGAGUCAAGAACGUUUCUAUCUCACCCGCCCCGAAAUGACGGAAGACGAGAUUACGAAUAAUUACUGGAUUCCAAUAUCAAUGACCACGAAAUCCGAAUCAAAUUUCACGGAUACUCUUCCGGACUUUUGGUUCGGUGAAAAACGAAUGAACUCAUCUUUGGCUCUGAAAAGCGAUGAAUGGUUCAUAAUCAAUAUUCAAGAAACGGGUUAUUAUCGCGUCAACUACGACGUCGAUUCCUGGAAUCGUCUCAUCGCUGGUUUGCGCUCGGAAAACUUUGGCGGCAUUGAUGAGACUAAUCGAGCUCAAAUCGUCGAUGACCUUCUCAAUCUUGCGAGAGUCGAUUACGUCACUUACGAUCUCGCUCUUGGGGUAACGAAGUACCUGGAAAAAGAGGACAAUCAUUUACCGUGGAAGGCAUUUUUCGAUGCUGUCGCAUUCCUGCAUCGACGAUUCGAUGCCCAUGAAAUCGGCCAAGAUUUUGCCGACUAUGUGCUUGGUCUCGUGGAACCACUGUACAAAGAAACUGGCUUUGUCGAUCUUCCUAAUGAAAAUCAAUUGCAACAACUUAACAGAGAAUUGAUACUCAGUUGGGCUUGCAAAUUGGGACACUCGGGGUGCAUCGAACAAGCGCAAGAUCUUUUCAACAAUUGGAAACAAGACGAGACGCAGUGGAUAUCGCCGAACGCAAGAUCUGCCGUGUACUGUGAAGCCAUAAAACACGGACUUGACGAUGAUUGGCAAUUCUUGUUUAACGAGUAUAAAAAAUCCGAAUUUUCGAGCGAAAAAGUCAUUAUUUUGAGAGCUCUGGGCUGUUCGAGAAACACAAGUACCUUGAACAGUUAUUUGAAGCUUGCAAUAUCCGACGACGAUACAGUCCGGUCGCAGGACGUAAAUACUGUUCUGGAUUCCGUUUCGAACGCCGAUAGUUUUGGUGUCGAUGCUAUGUUGGAUUUCUUGACGAUAAAUUACAGAGACCUGUGGAAAUAUUAUGGCAGCUGGACGAAUGUAGCAAGCUUGUUCGGAAGCGUGGCUGGAAAAAUGUCCACCGAAGAGCAAAUUCAAAAGCUUGAGCUUUUCGUGAACAGCUCAACACCGGAGCUCAUCGACAUAAAGUCGUCCUUGCAGUCAGCCGUUUCAGUUGCAAAGAGAAAUUUCGAGUGGUACGAAAAUCAUAAAACAUCCAUUCAAGUUUGGUUGACAAAAGCACCCGAUACAACGGAAUCGAGUGUCGAUGACUCAACGAAACAACCAGGAUCGGGUUCCAUUCAAACUUCGAGUUUGAGUCUCAUUUUAAUAGUGUCGUACGUCGUUUUUACGUUUUAGUACACACCGAACCAAGAGUCAUUUGUUCACUCAUGUGAAAACGUAUAACGAAAAAUGUAAUAUAAAAUUUGUGCCAAAAUUCACUUUCACC